Messenger RNA from Malus domestica (apple), 2478 nucleotides. Its product is annotated as protein WVD2-like 7. NCBI's taxonomy places the organism in Eukaryota, Viridiplantae, Streptophyta, Magnoliopsida, Rosales, Rosaceae. The record is from RefSeq and is a predicted model, not a curated record.
CAGUCCAUCAUGUAGCUGAGAAAAAGAAAGUCCCCAAACCGUUCAACCUUUUUUGAAUCCAAAGUGAAUGCAAGUAAAAGCCAAAUCUUCCUUGGAAAUUAAUAAUUGGUGUUUUGUGGGUCAUCAUCUGCAAGUUCAAGCCUUUAUCUCCACCUUUUAAUUUUUCUUCAUAUAAUUGGAAUUGUCUUGUUCUGAUGAUUUCUAGCCUUUAUCAUUUUUCGAGUCCCCAGAAGUGCCACGAACAGUGAAAAAUAUGAAGUGAGAAAAAAAAGACCAGAACAACAGCACAUGGAUAUGAUUGGUGAUGUGCCCUCAUGCUUGCUGGUAGGCAAAGCUCUUGCUUUUUAGCUCUCUGGUUGCUGUCAAACACUACCAACUCUUUCAGAACUCAUGGGUGAAUCAAUGAUGCAUUUUGCCUAUGAUGCUGAAAAGGUGGUUGAGGGGGAGACGGUAGCUUCAAAUUCUUCAAAUCCUGUACUGGAAGUGUCGGUGUCUUUCGGAAAAUUUGAGAAUGAUUCUUCACUGUCUUGGGAGAAAUGGUCGACGUUUUCGCCGAAUAAGUACUUGGAGGAAGUGGAGAAGUGUGCCACUCCUGGCUCAGUGGCCCAGAAAAGGGCUUACUUUGAAGCUCAUUACAAGAGGGUUGCUGCUCGAAAAGCCGAGGAGAUGAUGGAACAGGAGAAGCAAUUGCAAGAUGGUGAUACCUUUAGGUCGGAUUCUGACCAGACGAGUGGAGAUCAGAUGGAUUCUGAGGUGCAUUUCGAAAUUGAUUUGGCCAACAAUCAAAUUAAUGCCCAAGGAAAUGAUCAAGAAGCGAAUUUCGACAAUGAGAUUAUUAAAACUUACGUGGAUGAUCUCGAGGAGGAUGAUGUUUUCACCAUAGAGUUUCCAAGCUCAUUGGCUGAGGGAGAGAGAGAAGAAGCUGAUUGCAGAACGGAUAGUCCUGAUUUGAACAAUCCGGAGGAUGAACUUGCUGUGGUGAAAGAAGUAGAAAAUGUCCCUGCUGAAUCUCAGGGAGUACAGGAGAUUCCAAGGACUUUGGACAAUGAUGUAGGAAGUGCUCCAGAAGUUAAAGAGGUGCAAGAGGAAAAACCGAGAUUGGAUCUUCUGAAGGGAUCUCCGAAGGUUACUCCAUUGAGCAAGGAGAGAAAUGUGGCAAACGUUAAGAAGAAACCAGUUCCACUAAUAGCCAAAACACCACAGAAAUUUGCCCCUAGGGCAUCGAAGUCUGUAUCAACUCCAACCCCUAAAGCAUCGAAGCCCAUAUCAACUCCGACCCCUAAAGCAUCGAAGCCCGUAUCAACUCCGACCCCUAAAGCAUCGAAGCCCGUAUCAACUCCGACCCCUAAAGCAUCGAAGCCUAUAUCAACUUCCACCCCUAGAGUAUCGAAGUCUAUAUCAACUUCCACACCUAGAGUGUCAAAGUCUCUGUUAACCUCUACUGCAACUCCUGCAUCGCGGUCCUCAGUAAAGAAGAGCAAUGCUUCCUCUUUUCCUAGGAGCAAAAAUCCUUCAACUGAGGAAACCAAGGAAGUUCCUCCCAAGCGUUUGCACUUGUCACUCAAUGUGGAAUCCAGUCCCACAAUGUCUGGUUCAGCGUUUGUGACCACCACAACCAAAAAGUCUUCCAUUAUGGAGAAUAUGGGAGAUAAGGACAUCGUCAAACGAGCAUUUAAGACAUUUCAAAACACUUACAACCAACCGCAACCCUCCAGUGAAGAGAAACCGCCAACACCAAAGCAGCUCUCUACGAAGGGAAAAGAAUCAAGGGUUUCCACUUCUGCGCCCCUGACAAAAGAGAAUGGAGGAUAUCUAGAUAAAAGAACUGCUAAGGCCGCUCCAUCAUCUGUUAGCUUGAGAAGUGAUGACUGCGUAGAUAAAAGAGAGUUUUCACAGAAACUGGCGGCGAAAUCCAAUGCGAAAGUGACGGAGAAAGCACACUCCCAACCGAAGUCAAAGGAUCAAAAGGAGGCAGAGAUAAAAAAGCUCAGACAUAGUCUUAAUUUUAAGGCUACACCCACGCCAUGCGUCUAUCGGGGGCAAAAAGUAUCAAAAAGUACUUCCGAAAAGGAGACUUCCAACAAUGAAACCCAUCGGUGAAAAAAUCGUUCAGGCGGCUGCAAGGUCACUCGUCAUCUUCCAAGAAACCAUGUCUACUUCAGUGGAUAGACGAGAAGGAAAGUAUACGUGAUGGAAUUCCCUCUCAUGGAAGAUCCAUGCUUAAGUAUUAUCGCUUAGAUGAUGACAACGUGACCAUGGUGAGUCGCAACCUGUAUGUCUUGAUGGCUAGAACAGAUCUACGGCCUAGUAAUAAUAUGCAGAUGAUAAGAAACAGGUCGGGGCUAUGCUUUUCAUUCCCUGCUCGUCCCAAAUAGUAUUCGGAAUUAGAAAUGCUACGUACACAUUGUUGUAUUUGAAGGUAUAAAUGUUGGAACUGUUAUAAUUACAUGGAAAUCCAAAGUUGGUUGCGUAAAUCUA